Molecule: messenger RNA, 1293 nt
Organism: Linum trigynum
Lineage: Eukaryota; Viridiplantae; Streptophyta; Magnoliopsida; Malpighiales; Linaceae
Source: the annotation of a GenBank genome assembly
AUGUCGUGGCGCAGAGCUGGGCUGAGCAUUCGACGGAACGUUGUGUACAACCGGCGGUUCUGCACCGCAACUUGCCGACGUCAGGUUGAAGAUGAGGGUGACUGGUUCUACUCCUCCGAGUGGUGGGGGACGGACUCUGAUGGUCAGACUGUUCUGCGCACCGACUCCGAUCACGGGAAUGGCGUCGUCUCUGUUCUGGCUUAUCCCUCUUCUCGACCCGCUCAUACUGAAUGGCCUAAAACUGAGAGAUGGCUUCAGGAAAGGUAUGCAGCUCUGCAUCCAAGUCAUCAGAAAAAGGGUUGUUUAAAGAUACUUGGAUAUCAGUGGCGCACGCUGCACUUUAACGAAACCACACGCCAGAGCACUGCUAAAGUAAUGGCUGCUUACCACGGCUCAAAACCUGGCUCUCUGUUCUUGAUGCAACAGCCUCAUUGUUUAGCUGUUCCAUAUUUAAAGAGUAUGGCAGCGACAGGUUUAAAUGCUCUUGCGUGCUGUGAUUACGACCUUGCUGGUGUUGCAGUCGGAAAGAAGAAAAUGCGUGUGUUGUGCAUUGGUCAUGGUGGAGGAAGUUUGCCCUUAUUCCUGGCCAGCAAAUUGCAAGGUGCCGAAGUUGACAUAGUUGAAAUCGAUCCAGUAGUUAUAUCAACAUCAAUCCGAGCAAUGGGGUUCCCAGCUUUCUCCCUGACGAACCCAUCCGGACAACGCGCCACACCAAACGCCAGCCCCAUGGACGUCGUUCUGUGGAAAGGCAUCCACGAAAGGCUCCGUCUUUACGAAGCAGAUGCCGAGAAUUUCAUCCUGAACACCACCAGCAAGACCACAGUGUACGACAUGGUCUUCAUCGAUGCCUACGAUGGAGACGACAUCUUCCCUCGCAAGCUGUGGGACCCAGAUUCGCCGUUUCUCGAAGCCCUCAGUCAACACCUGCACCCAGAACACGGCGCCAUAGUGGUGAACCUCCACUCCUCUGAAUUACCUUCCGUUUCAAGCUCUUCCAACUCGUUUUUCUUCGACCAGCCUCUGCCGAUGACCAGACACGUCUCCAAAGUAUGCAGAGCGUACAAGGAAGUCAUAGUAGGGAAUGGGAUCGGUGCAGCGUUCACCGUCUCGGUUCCUUGGGUCUGUAAUGUUAGUCUGGUUGUUUGUAGAGGUCUGAAGGCUGGUGAUAAUGGCGGCAAUUGUAGAGAUGCAGUCUUGGGAAAUCUUCUGUCGAGGUCUUCUGAAGUUGAGAAUAAUGUAAACCUUCCCUUUUCUUGCCUGGAGUAUAUCAAAAGAGACUUCGAGCUCGUUUAA